This is a messenger RNA of Linum trigynum, 2353 nucleotides long. The record is from the annotation of a GenBank genome assembly. NCBI's taxonomy places the organism in Eukaryota, Viridiplantae, Streptophyta, Magnoliopsida, Malpighiales, Linaceae.
UCACAUAUACAUAUAAAUCAAGGACAGAACUCAUCAUGUAAGAGUAUUUUAUCACUAUAAUACAAAUUAUUUAAGGUUUAAAAGCUAAGAUAAAUCAAUUUACCAUACUAUAAAAAAAGUUUGCAAUUGAAAUAUACCCAGAACUCGAUAUUUCUAUCUUGUAAAUCUAGUUUUGACUCUAUCUGUUGCAACUCCAAGUAUAGAAAUAAUAUUUUUACAGUUUUGAGCUAUACUAAGAUAAUUUUUCGAAGUUAAAUUGUGACCAAUUUGCUAAUGAUUGUUUAGUUAGACACAUAGGGAAAAAUGAAUUUACUUCACAGUGUAGAUGACAAAUAUAUUUCGUGUUACUUUAAGAAUCUAAAAAUGGAUCAUGAUUGUACGUGGGCACCGGGCCGUGCCACCCACGGGCUAGCACGGCACGACACGGUUAGAGUGCGACACGAGCACGAGCACGAAAUAAAUGGGCCAGCCCGGCACGAGCACGAAUAACUUAUGGGUCGUGUCGGGCCUAAACUUCAUGAGCACGGGCACGGCACGGUAUAUAAGUGGCCCGUGUUGGGCCUAAUAUUUUCGAGACUUUAUUUAGUAUAAGAACAGACAUGGUACGAAAAGAAUAUUUAUUUGAUAGAAAAUAAAUAUAAAAAGAAUUAUAGGUUCAAAUAUUACAUAAGUGUCAUAAAGAUAUAUACGUAAUUACUAACAUAAGUAAAAAUGGACAAAGAAUUAAACAAAGUCAAAACAUACUCGCUAUACUUCCAAUUUUCUUUUCCCCCUUAUUUGUUAAUUGUUACUUUUCUCAAACAUUAUCGGUUAAUACUAUGUUCCUCCGUCCAAUUUUCACCUUCUUUUUCAUUCCCUCUUUUGUUUUCGUCCUUUUGAUUAAAUACGAAUACGAGCAUGACACGAGCACGAAUAGGCACGGCACGAUUCGAACCGUGCCUGGGCCUGGACCGGGCCUAGCAAAGUUAACAAAUGGGCUUGCAUGGCACGACACGAAAGCUGACAGGCCGUGCCAAGCACGACACGAAAUAAAUUGGCCCGAAGCGUGCCCGUGCAGUGCCGGCCCAAGUACGGCGCAUCGCCAUUGUACAAAUUCAUGAUUGUUUAUGAUGAUUGUAUUAGACAGAUAUUUGUUUUUUCUGUUACCGAAAACGGAAACCACAGCCAAGAGAGUGACGGAAACUGAAUCACAUCACAUGCCAUUCUGCUGCUGGUCGGCCUCCACGUCCCAUGCAAUUUAAUUUCCUCCAUUUGACUCCCUCCAUCUCUUCCAAAGCGAAUCUCCCUCUGCUCUGCUCUGCUCUUCCUUUCACGAGCCAUCACCAAAAUGUGCGACGCCGCAGCUCAAACUCACAACGUCAAGAUUCUUCAUCUGGUGAGGCAUGCGCAGGGCGUCCACAAUGUUGCAGGAGCCCAGGAUCACAGCGCUUUGAUGUCUCCUCAAUAUUUUGAUGCUAACCUCUCCCCGCUUGGAUCCCAACAGGUUCGAGAUUUGCGCAAUUAUGUGGUUUCAUCUGGGAUCCUUGCCAAAAUUCAAUUAGUCGUCACCUCUCCUCUGUCGAGGACUAUAGAAACUGCAGUCAAGGUGUUUGAUAGAAAGCUCACCAACGAAAGUGUACAGAACUGUGGUGAUGCUGCUGCAGAAAUGUCAGAUGUCAACUACCCACCAAUUCUGGCGUAUGAACUUUGUCGAGAGAGAUUGGGGCUUCAUCCUUGUGACAAGAGGAGGACAGUCACCGAGUAUCGGUCUCUUUACCCUGACGUUGAUUUCUCGUUGAUAGAAAGUGAUGAUGACGUUAUGUGGAAGCCGGAUGCUAGAGAGACCUUUGCAGAGGUUGCAGCCAGGGGCUUGAAGUUCAUGAACUGGUUAUGGACACGACCCGAGAAGGAAAUUGCCAUUGUUUGUCAUGACAGGUUCUUGCAGUAUACCUUAGAGGCUUUGACCACUGACUGCCAGCCUUCAUUGAGGGCUGAAGUAUCCACACAAUUCAAGAAUUGUGAACUUCGGUCUCUGAUCACUGAGAAUGAGAGGGUCGUGUCAUGCCUCGGCAAAUUCCUCCCUAGUGAUUCUGCAAACUAGGGGGAAAAGCAAGCUCAACAGUCUUGGCCUUCCAAUCCAUUCAUGGAGAGUACACUCCUUCAAGGACGCGUUAGUCCUUUUUGUACAGAAAGGAUUUGAUCUUGUACAGAGAAACCAGUAACUAAUGGUUAUGAUGAUUACUGAUAGCACUCAGAGCUAUUAUUUUCUGUUCAUAUGCGUGUUAGGAGAGCUGAUGUAAACAUCUGAAUUUCAUCAAUUGGUCAUGACUGGAUCCAACAGUUGGAGUACUUGUAAUAGAUACUUGUAUGGAGG